UACACAAUGAGCAUCAUCCUCGGCACCGUCGCCUUCUCGUAUGGCUCCGUGCCCAUGUACAAGAUGAUCUGCCAAACAACAGGCUGGGGCGGCCAGCCCGUCCGCGCACACGGCACCUACAGCUCGUCCGAUGCCUCCGGAGACGACCUCGCCGCCCGCCUCGAGCCAGUCACCAACGUCCCGCGCAUCCGCGUGACCUUCUCCUCGUCCGUGUCGGACGUGCUCCCCUGGAAGUUCACGCCGCAGCAGCGCGAGGUCCGCGUCCUGCCGGGCGAGACGGCCCUGGCCUUCUACACGGCGACCAACAACUCCUCGAGGGACAUUGUGGGCGUGGCCACGUACAGCGUGACCCCGGCACAGGUGGCGCCCUACUUCAGCAAGAUCCAGUGCUUCUGCUUCGAGGAGCAGCGGUUGGCGGCCGGCGAGACGGUGGACAUGCCCGUGUUUUUCUAUCUGGACCCGGAGCUGUUGAAGGAUGUCAACAUGAAGGGGGUCGAGACGGUGACGCUGAAUUAUACUUUUUUUAGUGAGUCUGCUUUUCCUCUCUUCGUCUUCUUUGGUGUGACAUGUGCGACUGACCGGUGGUUGUCAUCGUCUGUAGAGGCGAGGUAUGAUGAGAACGGUAGAUUCCAGGCGCCUGGGGUUUGAGCGGUCGAGGUGCUCUAGUGUGACGAUGAAAAUGGCGGAUGGGAGUAGAUACCUACCUUACGUACAGAAUCUGUUUGUAGCGAUAUGUAGACGGUGGUGCGUGGGUCGGUUGGAAAACGGGUCCUGGGUUCAGGACAAUAGAGAUUAUACCCCCCCUCUGUCGUCAAUGGCGUGUGUAUCUCAUGCAUAGGUACCUAUAUAGCCGUUCCAGACCCAACGACUAUGAACUUCCAACAGAAACAAGGUACAGGAUAUCAU
This is a messenger RNA of Chaetomium strumarium, 906 nucleotides long. Its product is annotated as cytochrome c oxidase assembly protein CtaG/Cox11-domain-containing protein. NCBI's taxonomy places the organism in Eukaryota, Fungi, Ascomycota, Sordariomycetes, Sordariales, Chaetomiaceae. The transcript is spliced from 2 exons. The record is from RefSeq and is a predicted model, not a curated record. Gene Ontology annotation, cellular component: mitochondrial inner membrane. Gene Ontology annotation, molecular function: copper ion binding. Bases 7 to 648 code for a protein of 213 amino acids.